Molecule: messenger RNA, 795 nt
Organism: Brugia malayi
Lineage: Eukaryota; Metazoa; Nematoda; Chromadorea; Rhabditida; Onchocercidae
Exons: 7
Coding region: 1-795 (264 amino acids)
Source: RefSeq, a predicted model, not a curated record
AUGGCGUCGAGUAGUUAUUUUGGCUUUGGUCGUAAUCCAGGCCUAAAUGGCAAUAGUAUUUACUUUGCAAUGACUGAAGAAUUUAACGAUGACACAAUGACAGGCAGAAAAGUUAAGCAGUUGGACGAGGUAAAAAAUGUUACAAGUCCGGUCACGGGUUACACAACCACUGCCAGAUCGGAUGAUUAUUCAAAAAUGAACAGCUCAGAUGGUUCUAACAUAUUUGUUCCGGUUGCGGCAAUAAAUUGCAUUAGUGGAAUUGGGCAUAAACCAAUUCUACCGGAAAAAGAUAAAAUUAUUGAAAUUAUGGAAGGAAACGAUAAAAAUAUAAUAAAAAAACAUAUUGCAUCAGUGUAUGCCACACCAACGCUCAAUAAUAGUCUUGAUAUUAUUGAUAGUAACUGGCAAAAUGCUAGUGAAGGAAUGAAUAAAUUUAAGUACGAGCAGCAGAUGGACAAUGUGGCAGAUAAUAUCUCAAAAACGAUGCAAUAUCAGCAAGCAGAGAGUACCUAUAUAGGUUUACCUAAUUUGUAUAAUUGUAUUAAUGCUAAAAAUCAAAAAUAUUAUUAUAAUAUUUCUUCGCCAAUAACUGAGAAAUAUGUAAUUGAAGGAGCAAAAACGGAUAACGAACAAACGGAACAUAAAAUAGCGGAAGCAAAUAAAAAAAUUCAAAAUCCGCAGCCAUUUUCUUCUCAGGACGAAUACACUACGUUUGGUAAUGCAUCGGAAAUAUAUACAUCGUAUAAUUUCGACAUUACAACAACUGAAUCGGAAUAUGCUUUCAACGUUAGCUAA